Messenger RNA from Nymphaea colorata (pocket water lily), 4699 nucleotides. RefSeq lists its product as uncharacterized. NCBI's taxonomy places the organism in Eukaryota, Viridiplantae, Streptophyta, Magnoliopsida, Nymphaeales, Nymphaeaceae. The transcript is spliced from 19 exons. Bases 411 to 4199 code for a protein of 1262 amino acids. The record is from RefSeq and is a predicted model, not a curated record.
GAUUUCUUGAGAGGGAAAGGCAAACGCUGGAAUUGAAAGUGUGAUAUGACUAAGAAUAUGCGCUCUGUGUCAUAUUGCACGCCCCUCCAAUGAAAGGAAAUUCACACACGGAUCUCACAUGUCCGUUUAGGAAGAGGGAGACACCCUGUGUUGUCCAUAUCUGACGUUAAAUACGAACCAGAAGCCCUGCUAUCUUUCAUACCUUAUCCCCCCCAACUUUUUAUUUUGCCUUCGUCUCUCUCGUUUUCUUUCCUCCUUCGCAUGUCUUUUCAACCGCCUUUUCGAUUAUAAGGUUCUAAGGCUUGUGUUAGUAUUUGGUGCUGGUGGUUCGUUUCUUGUUUGGCGUCAGGCCUGCUAUGUUCUGUACUAGCAAAUUGUGGACCUAGAAUACCUGUUUCUCUUAGCAUCAGAUGACGAUGACAGUGCAGAGGGAGCCGGAAAGAGUUAUGAAUCACAGGGGAGGAUCCGUCUUGGGGAGGAAGACGAUAUUGAAAAGUGAUCAUUUCCCUGGUUGCCAGAACUAUCGAUUGAUGCCCCAGAUUGAAGGAGCUCCAAAUUACAGACAGGCUGGCUCUUCGCAUGUCCAUGGUGUUGCUAUACCUACUAUAGAUGGGAUCCACAAUGUGCUUGAUCACAUUGGAGCGCAGAAGAAUGGAGAACAAAAGCAAGUACUUUGGAUAAAUCUACGGGAGGAGCCUGUGGUGUACAUCAAUGGCCGACCAUUUGUUUUGCGGGAAGUGGAAAGGCCUUUCUCCAAUUUAGAGUACACGGGAAUCAACAGGGUGAGGGUUGAACAAAUGGAAGCACGAUUAAAAGAAGACAUAAUUUUGGAGGCCUCAAGAUAUGAAAAUAAGAUCCUUGUGACUGAUGAACUGCCAGAUGGCCAGAUGGUAGACCAGUGGGAGCCAGUGACUCAAGAAUCCAUAAAAACACCUCUGGAGGUUUAUGAGGAGCUUCAGGCAGAAGGAUACCUUGUUGAUUAUGAGCGUGUUCCUAUUACUGAUGAGAAGUCCCCUAAGGAACGGGAUUUUGAUAUGUUGGUACAUAGAAUCUUGCAAGCAGACAUAAAUGCUGAAAUAGUUUUUAACUGUCAAAUGGGACGUGGAAGGACUACAACUGGAAUGGUCAUUGCUACUUUGGUUUAUCUUAAAAGAAUAGGGGCAUCAGGUAUCUCCAGGUCAAAUUCAAUUGGAAAAGUUCUAGAUGGGGGGGCUCAUGUAAUUGAUAAUGUCCCCAAAUCUGAGGAAGCAAUGCUUAGAGGUGAAUAUGCUGUUAUACGAAGUCUAAUUCGUGUUCUGGAGGGUGGAAUAGAAUGUAAAAGACAAGUUGAUAAAGUUAUUGACAGUUGUGCCUCUAUGCAGAACCUACGAGAAGCUAUUGCUACUUAUCGAAAUAGUAUUCUUCGGCAACGAGAUGAGAUGAAGAGGGAAGCAGCACUUUCCUUUUUCAUGGAAUACUUGGAGCGCUAUUACUUCCUUAUCUGCUUCUCUGUGUAUCUUCACACAGAGAGGUCAGCCCUCCUUCCCAAUGGAUCAAGUCAAAACAAUUUUGUUGACUGGAUGAGAGCUAGGCCCGAACUCUAUAGCAUUCUUCGCAGAUUGCUAAGGAGAGACCCAAUGGGCGCUCUUGGUUAUACAACCUCAAAAACAUAUUUGGUGAAAAUUACAUCGUCACCUGAUGAUCAUCCAUGCAAUCUUGGAGUGGUUGCGGCUAUGCGAAAAGGGGAAGUGCUCGGAAGGCAGACAGUUCUAAAAAGUGACCAUUGUCCUGGCUGUCAGAAUCUCACUUUGCCUGAGAGAGUUGAAGGUGCUCCAAAUUUCAGGGAUAUUCCAGGGUUUCCAGUUUAUGGGGUUGCUAAUCCAACUAUUGAUGGUAUACGAGCUGUUAUCCAGAGGAUAGCUAGUAGAAAUGAAAGUUGCCCUAUAUUGUGGCACAAUAUGAGAGAGGAGCCUGUUGUCUAUAUUAAUGGUAAACCUUUUGUGCUUCGCGAGGUGGAAAGACCUUACAAAAAUAUGUUGGAGUAUACGGGAAUAGAUCGUGAGAGAGUUGAAAGGAUGGAGGCCAGGUUAAAAGAAGACAUUUUAAGGGAAGCAGAGCUAUAUGGAGGCACAAUAAUGGUGAUUCAUGAAUCAGAUGAUGGGCAAAUAUUUGAUUUGUGGGAGCAUGUAAAUUCUGAGGUUGUUCAAACCCCUUUAGAGGUUUUUAAAAGUUUGGAGACUGAGGGUCUUCCAGUUAAAUAUGCAAGAGUUCCAAUAACUGAUGGGAAAGCUCCCAAGAGUUCCGACUUUGAUACACUGGCUAUAAACAUUGCAUCUGCUCCAAAGAAUGCUGCAUUUGUUUUCAAUUGCCAGAUGGGUCAGGGGAGAACAACUACUGGCACUGUUAUUGCUUGCCUUGUGAAACUUCGGAUUGACUAUGGAAGACCAAUUAGAGUUCCACAUGAAGUAGUAUCUCAUGAAGAAAUUGAUAGUGGUUCUUCAAGUUGUGAAGAAGCAGGAAAUGAAAGUGCUCCAGGUGCAUCAGAGUCUAUGAGAGCUAAACACGGAAAUAAGUUGCAUCACACUUUUGGAAUCAAUGAUAUCUUGUUAUUACGAAAGGUCACAAGACUAUUUGACAAUGGCAUUGAGUGCAGGGAAGUGUUGGAUGCUGUCAUUGAUAGAUGUGCAGCAAUGCAAAAUAUCCGGAAAGCUGUUCUAAAGUAUAGAAAGGUAUUUAAUCACCAAAAUGUGGAGCCAAGGGUACGCAGGGUGGCACUAAAUCGUGGUGCAGAAUAUUUGGAGCGGUAUUUCCGGAUGAUAGCUUUUGCUGCAUACGUUGGAAGUGAAGCUUUUGAUGGUUUCUGUGGGCAAGGCGAAUCAAGAAUCACAUUCAAGACUUGGGUACAUAGAAUGCCUGAGGUCCAAGCAAUGAAAUGGAGCAUAAGGUUGCGGCCAGGGAGAUUCUUCAAUAUUCCAGUGGAACUGAGGACACCUCAUGAGUCUGAUCAUGGUGAUGCAGUGAUGGAAGCUCUAGUUAAUACUCGUAGUGGUUCUGUCCUAGGGAAAGGUUCCAUACUUAAGAUGUACUUUUACCCUGGUCAGAGAACCUCGAGUUGUAUGCAAAUUCCUGGUGCUCCACAUGUUUACAAGGUCGAUGCAUAUCCUGUGUACAGCAUGGCAACACCUACAAUUGCUGGGGCCAAAGAACUGUUGAAGUUGUUGGGUGCCAAAUCAAUAGGCCCUGGACGUACUGGGAAGAAAGUAGUUGUGACUGACCUGAGAGAGGAAGCGGUUGUUUACAUCAAUGGAGUACCUUUUGUACUUAGGGAGCUGGAUCAGGCUGUUGACACGCUCAAGCAUGUGGGGAUCACUGGCCCUGUGGUUGAACAUAUGGAGGUCCGCUUGAAAGAAGAUAUUAUUACGGAAAUAACACAAUCUGGUGGUCGAAUGCUUCUGCAUCGUGAGGAACUUAAUCCAUCAUCCAAACAUCCCAAUGUGAUUGGAUACUGGGAAAAUGUCUUACUAGAUGAUGUGAAGACUCCUGCUGAAGUUUAUGCCGCUCUUAGUUAUGAAGGCUACAAUAUCAAAUACAGGAGAAUACCUCUUACGAGGGAAAGGGAAGCCUUAGCUGCAGAUGUUGAUGCAAUUCAAUCAUGCCUAGAUAGCUCUGCAAGCUAUUAUCUAUAUGUUUCUCAUACGGGAUUUGGAGGUGUCGCAUAUGCAAUGGCUAUUACUUCACUUAGGCUUCGAGCUGAUGAAUUGUCUCAAUCAGAGAGAUCUGAAUUGUUGGACAGGAAACAUCUUACUUUGGUUGGUCAGGAACAGUUGUCUAAAUCUUUGGGUGAAGAAGAACCAUUUGAACAUGGGGAUUACCGUGACAUUCUGAGCCUUACUAGAGUAUUGAUGUAUGGGCCGCAAAGUAAAGCAGAAGUAGAUGCAAUCAUAGACAGGUGUGCUGGCGCUGGAAACCUGAGAGAUGACAUCCUACACUACAAAAAAGAGUUGCAGAAAUGUUCUGACAUUGAUGACGAGAAUAUGGCCUACCUUAUGGACAUGGGCAUCAAGGCCUUAAGGAGGUACUUUUACCUGAUUGCAUUCAGGUCUUAUCUCUUUACUACUGUGAAGGCAACUACUGGCACAAAUGAAUCACGAUUCACUUCAUGGAUGGAGGCAAGACCAGAACUCGGCCACCUGUGUGACAACCUGAGGCUUGACAAAUAGCAGUUUUUUGGGGUUUACAAGUCAGGGAAAACUUUGGCUAGUAGAAGUGAUCUGUGGUUUGACGGGGACAGUUGCAGCAUCUCUUUUGGUGAAAGUGUAUUCAGCAUCUCUUUUGUAGCUGAAAUAAUAGCAGCAAAAUAUGGAUGGAGACUGCUGUAACAGUGUGCUAUACGAUUUUCUUUGGCAGGUCUAGAUUUCCCUUUUCAGUUGGCAUGACUGAGUUGUGCACAUAAAUGUCAUCUCAGCACAUGUAAGCGUUCAUGAUUAGAAUAGGUAGCAUCCUACUUUGUUUUCUGCGCCUUGGUGCCAACCUGUGUAUUUGACGUCAGCACAUAACCGGGAUUAGAAUAGUGGGGAUUGCUCAUCCUUUGUAUAUCUAGGAUAGGUGUUUUUCCUUUUUCAUUUGAGUGGUGCGAGUACAUUAUACACUGAGGUGUACAUUUUGUGCAUACAGAUGAUGUAUAGUUAGUGCAAGAUAGUGAUAUGUCCAUUUCAUAUAA